This is a messenger RNA of Vombatus ursinus (common wombat), 5892 nucleotides long. It is a transcript of the gene BRWD3, whose product is annotated as bromodomain and WD repeat domain containing 3. Gene Ontology annotation, molecular function: protein binding. The transcript has 40 exons. Bases 182 to 5509 code for a protein of 1775 amino acids. NCBI's taxonomy places the organism in Eukaryota, Metazoa, Chordata, Mammalia, Diprotodontia, Vombatidae. Gene Ontology annotation, biological process: regulation of cell shape; regulation of transcription by RNA polymerase II; cytoskeleton organization. Gene Ontology annotation, cellular component: nucleus. The record is from RefSeq and is a predicted model, not a curated record.
CGCUCGGGCUAGAAUAUCUAUGGGGCGAAACGUGAUGCGAUGAAUCUGAGAGAGACCGAAACUGGGACGCGGAACGCGGCGGAAGCGGCGAGACGCCGGGGCCGGGUCAUGGGGGCUUCGCCACAAUAGAGGCGCCCCCUCCCCCCUCAGAGCGAACUCCCCCAAAUCUCCUGGUCACAGGAUGGCGGCUGAGGCAGCGGCCCCGUCUCAGAUCGAAGCCGAACUGUAUUACCUGAUUGCCAGGUUCCUGCAGUCCGGACCAUGCAAUAAAUCUGCUCAGGUGCUAGUGGAGGAGCUGGAGGAGCAUCAGCUGAUCCCGAGGCGCCUGGAUUGGGAGGGGAGAGAGCAUCAGAGAAGCUUCGAAGAUCUGGUGACGGCCAAUGCACACAUUCCUCCAGACUACCUCCUUAAAAUCUGUGAGCGGAUUGGUCCCCUCUUGGACAGAGAGAUACCUCAGAGUGUUCGUGGGGUACAGACUUUGCUAGGCGUUGGCCGACAGUCUUUGUUGAGAGCAGCAAAGGACUGCAGGAGCGCGCCAUGGAAUGGAUCUGCUUUUGCAGCUCUCCACCGAGGCCGACCUCCAGAGCUACCGGCAGACUAUAUGAGAGCCCCGAAUGUUGUAAUGAUCACUUCUGCCAGACAGUUAACUGGAUAUGCUCGCUUCAGCCAUGUAUUCCCCUCAUCUUCUUACCAACAAAUGAAGAUGCACAAGAGAAUUCUGGGUCACUUAUCAUCUGUCUACUGUGUAGCAUUUGACCGAAGUGGGAGAAGAAUUUUCACAGGUUCAGAUGACUGUUUGGUAAAAAUUUGGGCUACUGAUGACGGGCGGCUUGUCUCUACACUACGAGGGCAUUCUGCCGAAAUUUCUGACAUGGCCGUCAACUAUGAAAACACACUUCUUGCUGCUGGCAGCUGUGAUAAAGUGAUCAGGGUAUGGUGUCUUCAAACCUGUGCACCAGUUGCUGUCUUUCAGGGGCAUUCAGCUUCUAUUACUUCCAUACAGUUUUGCCCAGCAAGGAAAGGGACAACCCGUUACCUCACUUCAACUGGUGCUGAUGGAACAAUUUGCUUCUGGCAGUGGCACGUGAACACACUGAAAUUCAAGGAUCGCCCACUGAAAUUUACUGAGAGGUCCAGACCUGGGGUUCAGAUUUCUUGUUGUUCUUUCAGUUCUGGUGGCAUGUUCAUUGUUACAGGUAGCACUGACCAUGUGAUUAGAAUAUAUUACUUGGGAUCAGAGUCCCCUGAAAAAAUUGCUGAGUUAGAGUCACAUACGGACAAAGUUGUUGCAGUUCAGUUUUGUAACAAUGGGGACAGUUUGAGAUUUGUUAGUGGAAGUAGAGAUGGAACCGCAAAAAUCUGGCAAUAUCAGCAGCAGGAAUGGAAAAAUAUGGUGCUUGACAUGACGACUAAAGCACCAGGGCACAUCCUAGCAAGUGAAGACAAAGUGACUAAGCUAAAGGUGACUAUGGUGGCUUGGGACCGAUAUGAUGCCACCAUUAUUACAGCAGUGAACAAUUUCCUCUUAAAAGUAUGGAAUUCCAGCACAGGGCAGCUUCUUCAUAAUCUAACUGGACAUGAUGACGAAGUGUUCGUUUUGGAAGCACAUCCAUUUGACCAAAGGAUCAUGCUUUCUGCGGGUCAUGAUGGGAACAUUUUUAUUUGGGACCUUGACCGAGGAACCAAAAUUCGAAAUUACUUUAACAUGAUUGAGGGCCAAGGCCAUGGUGCUGUGUUUGAUUGCAAGUUCUCACCAGAUGGGCAGCAUUUUGCCUGUACAGAUUCUCAUGGACAUUUGCUGCUGUUUGGUUUUGGAUGCAGUAGAGACUAUGAAAAGGUUCCAGAUCAGAUGUUCUUCCAUACGGAUUAUCGACCCCUCAUUCGAGACGGUAACAACUACGUACUGGAUGAACAGACUCAGCAAGCCCCUCAUUUGAUGCCACCCCCAUUUUUGGUGGAUAUGGAUGGCAACCCUCAUCCUACGGAAUUCCAAAGGCUGGUACCAGGACGGGAACAUUGUAAGGAUCAAUACCUUAUACCACAACUGGGAUACGUUGCUAAUGGUGACGACGAAGUGAUGGAACAGGUGAUUGGUCAACAAACCAUUGAUCAAGAUGAUCUUGAUGGAAUGAUCGGGGAAAUGCAGGGGGGGCAGGAUCUUAGACUGUUUGAUGAAGAAGGAAGUUCAUUUAUUCAUAUUAAUAGACCAUAUUCUCUUAGUGGAGCUCUGAGAAGCCCAAAUGUAGACUUUGCCUCUUCCUCAGAUAUUGGAUUCCAGCCCGGUGAAAUACAUAGUUCUUCUCGAAGUCCCAUGGCCACUCAGAGGGAUUUCAUGUCGUGGAGCCGAAGAGUAGUGGUCAGUGAAUUAAAUCCUGUUGUUAGUCGGGUACAGGAAGAGUACAGAGCUGCUAAAGGUGAAAGAGAAAUUACUCUUUAUACUUUUGAAAAGAAAAGAAAGCCAUCUCAUACCAUCCAGAGAGAUGAUUUUCAACCUGGUAGUGGACGAUCUUUACGGAGAAUACAGCGCAAGCGCCAACAUGCUUACCGAACACGUUCUACCAUAGAGCAUGAUCCACAAGUACCAAGUCAAAGUGCAGUUGCCCGGGAAGAAUCAGAAAGCUCCUCAGAGGAAGAGGAAACCGGAGGCACUAGCGAUGCAUCUGCCGAUGAUGUUGUAGCCGAGUGGCAAAUGGAAAGCUCCUCCAGUGAUUCAUCAAGUGAUUAUUCUGAUUGGACAGCAGAUGCUGGGAUUAAUCUGCAACCUCCAAAGAGACAAACCAGACAGACAACACGGAAAAUUUGUAUCAGUUCUGAGGAAGAAAAUUUGAAGGAUACUAAAUCACUGGAAGAAAAGAAAAGUAAACCAAAACAGACAAGAAAAAAGAAACCUAGCGGACUGCCUGCUGUAACAGGUGAACCCAGUGAAGAGUGGCUUGCACCCCAGUGGAUCUUGGAUACCAUCCCACGCCGUUCCCCAUUAGUUCCACAGAUGGGAGAUGAGCUGAUAUAUUUUAGGCAAGGCCAUGAAGCUUAUGUGCGGGCUGUAAGAAAAGCAAAAAUAUACAGUGUUAAUUUGCAGAAACAGCCAUGGAACAAAAUGGACCUCAGGGAACAAGAAUUUGUGAAGACUGUGGGAAUCAAAUACGAAAUUGGACCACCUACACUUUGCUGCUUGAAGCUCGCAUUUCUGGAUCCCAUCUCAGGCAAAAUGACUGGAGAAUCUUUUUCCAUUAAGUACCAUGAUAUGCCAGAUGUUAUUGAUUUCCUUGUUCUCCAUCAGUUUUAUAAUGAAGCCAAAGAAAGGAACUGGCAGACUGGUGACAGAUUUCGCAGUAUAAUAGAUGAUGCAUGGUGGUUUGGAACUGUGGAGAGUCAACAGCCUUUCCAACCAGAGUAUCCCGACAGUUCCUUCCAGUGUUACAGUGUUCAUUGGGACAAUAACGAGAGAGAAAAGAUGAGCCCCUGGGACAUGGAACCAAUUCCAGAAGGAACUGCCUUGCCAGAAGAAGUCGGUGCUGGUGUCCCUGUAUCUCAGGAAGAACUGACUGCUCUCCUCUACAGGCCUCAAGAAGGAGAAUGGGGGGCUCAUUCUCGAGAUGAGGAGUGUGAACGCAUCAUUCAGGGCAUCGACCAUCUUCUUACCCUGGAUUUUGCUAGCCCUUUUGCUGUUCCCGUGGACCUUAGUGCCUACCCCUUGUAUUGCACUGUAGUUGCUUAUCCAACCGACCUCAACACAAUUAAGCGGAGACUUGAAAACCGAUUUUAUAGAAGAAUAUCAGCAUUGAUGUGGGAGGUACGAUACAUUGAACAUAAUGCCAGGACUUUCAAUGAGCCCGACAGUCCUAUAGUUAAAGCAGCCAAAGUUGUAACUGAUGUUUUACUUCGCUUUAUUGGGGAUCAGAGCUGUACUGAUAUUCUGUCUACGUAUAAUAAAGUUAAGGCAGAAGAUUUAAUAAGUACUGAGGAAGAUGGGGACCAGGAUGUUAGCAAUGAGGUGGUGGAAGUGCCAGAUUUAGAUUCCGAUGGUCCUGGAACAUCCUCUGGAAUAACAGUAAGAUGCCCACCCAAAACUUCCAUCCAAGCAACUCCUGUUGAAUGGGUAAAACAAUGUAAAGAACUUUUGAGCCUAAUUUAUGAACGGGAAGACUCCGAGCCUUUUCGACAACCAGUCGAUCAGUUGUCUUACCCGGAUUAUCAAGAUAUUAUAGACACUCCUAUGGACUUCAGCACUGUGAAAGAAACUUUGGAAGCAGGAAACUAUGCCAGUCCUUUGGAAUUUUAUAAGGAUGUUCGCCUAAUAUUCACCAACUCAAAAGCUUAUACUCCUAAUAAAAAGUCAAGGAUCUACAGCAUGACUCUUCGCUUAUCUGCCUUAUUUGAAAAUCAUAUUAAAAAUAUAACCUCUGAUUAUAAAUCUACCAUCCAGUGUCAGAAGAGGAAACGCCCCCCGUACAGAAAACGUCUCCGGAGCAGCAGUAGUUCACCAAAUAGUAGCAGAGCAUCAAGUCCAAAAGGAAAACAGAAACAAACGAAGACAGAGUCUCCAAGUGACCCAAAUACCUCACUGCCUUUGACCUGGACGAGCUCUUCUGUCUCAUCUCAUGUUUCAGACCCCGGUGAUGAUCCUGUUGGAUAUGUAGUUGAUGAAGCCAUUGAGGGACAAAGUUCAUCAUCAUAUUCAAAUGUACAAAGCCAAAAUGGAAAUGAUACCUAUCCAAGGAAAAGCACAUCGUCCCGGGGUAAAGUUACACCAGUUGAAAGAGAUCAGUCCAUUGACGAGCUUCUUACAAAUGGUAAUGGAAAAGAGCACCGGAAAGGAGUGAAGAGAAAAUUACUUACUGCAUCAGAAGAUGAUGAAAGCCUGGAUGAAGAAGACGGAGAGAAAAAAGGUACAAAAGAGAAAACAUGUUUAUCUUCAUCAGAGAGUGGGGAGUCUAGUUCAAGUUCCGAAAGUUCAUGUUGCUCUGAUACAGACUCUGAUUCAAGUUGUAGAACAGACCAUGAUUAUGUAGAAGGAGACCACGACUACAGCAAAGUCAUUCAUACUAGACCUAAAAGAAGGAUCAGAAAGGAUCUCGCCAGUGGAAAAAGACCUUGGAAGACUAGAGGAGCUGGAGGAAGGGGUAGAUGGGGCCGAUGGGGCCGAUGGAGCAGAGGAGGAAGAGGAAGAGGAGGCAGAGGUCGUGGAAGUAGAGGAAGAGGCAAUGGAGCAAGGGGGAGAGGAAGAGGAAGAGGAGGGAGAGGAGCCUCCAGAGGAAGCUCCAGCGUCAAACGCGCACGCGUUGCAGAAGAUGAAUUCGACAACAUGUUUGCAGGUCGAUUUAGUAGACUGCCCCGAAUUAAAACAAGAAACCAAGGUCGGAGAACCGUUUUGUAUAAUGACGAUUCUGACAAUGACAGCUUUGUUCCCACUGAAGAUCCGUUGAAUCUCGGUACGUCCAGAUCAGGCAGAGUACGUAAAAUGACAGAGAAGGCCCGGGUUAGUCAUCUCAUGGGAUGGAAUUAUUAACAAAUGAACAUUUUAGAAGAGUUUUUAAAAAUCGGAUCCCAAUGGCCUUCUUCUACAGGGAACUUACCAGGCAAAUCUACCGAGCAAAUUGUGUGGGGACUUUCUGCUUCCUUCCAGUGGUGCUUUUUCAUUAUGCCAGUAUAUGUUUGUUUUGAGACUCGAGUUCUCCACACUUCAAUUUUCCCUGCAAGCCUUACUCAGUAGGCCUUAAAUUAAAGAAAUUCUGUUCCCCCCCCCACACUACAUAUUUACUAUGUUAAAGGAGCUUCCGGCUUCUCUACAGUAGCAUGACAUUUUUAUCACAAAAAGGAAAUCGCCCUUUUUUUUGAUUUUGUAUUAUAGAAAUUACAGCACCUUCUUACAGAGUUUUUAUAUAGUUUUUU